AUACUUCCGGUUAUUUAGGCGUAACAGUUUAUGUUGAUCAGAUGAGCCCUGUGACUAAUGUAUGCUGACGCUAGUGAAUGGAUGAAUGGCCUCCCCACCUCACAUCCAGCCUCUGAACUUGGAGGCAGCAUCUUUAGUACAACAUGCAGGUCAGAUCCAGGUACAGCUGCCAUCAGCUGGUCAGCAUCCUCCCUUAGCAACUGCUGUGUCCACUCCGUCACCAACAGCCCGGUCUGUCACCAGUCCAGAGGGCAUUGAUUGCUAUGGCAACGAAAGACAAGCUCUGAGUGACCAGGGAAAAUUCUUCAACAAUUCUCUUCUAAGCGAUGUUAUUCUUGUAGUCGGAGGAAACCGCUUUUACGCCCAUAAGUUGAUUUUGGUGCGGUCCAGUGAUGUGUUUGAGAGAAUGCUCAGUGACCAAUGGAAGGACUCGCAGGAAAAAGAACUAGAACUAGUGGAGGACCAGAUAUGUGUGAGUAUGUUUCCACGCUUCCUCACAUUCCUGUACAGCUGUCACAUUCGACUAAACAUGGAGAGCACGCUGCCAGUUCUGGUCCUUGCUGACAAGUACAAUGUGAAGGACUUGCAGGAGGUUUGUAUCAACUUUGCCUGCACCUGUAUCAUACCCAAACUACAGCUCAAGGACGUGUUUCAUGUGUGGUUUCAGUAUGCCACAAAGUGCUACCACCAACGACUCAUUCGUUCCUGUGUAACUGCACUUUCGGAAAAAAUGGAUGACAUCAUUGCUUCAGUCGAGUGGGAGAGGGAAUGGGGUCAACUUGAUAAAGAACAACUCAUUGAAUUCUUGAAAAGUUCAUCCCUUUCCAUCAAAGAUGAGUUUGAAUUAUGGAAUGCCACAUUGAAAUGGCUCAAUUCUUCACAGCAUCCAAAACGUCUCAUGCAGUGUCUCAAAAUAGUUGUAGAAUAUAUUCGGUUUCCGAUGAUGACGCCAGAACAGUUGACUGAAAUUGAAGCUUCGGAUAUUGUAACGAAGAACAAAAGUCUGUUUCAACAACAUUUCAUGACUGCAUACAAAUAUCAUGCCCUGCCAUUAACCCAGAGGUCUCUGGUUAAAGAGUUUCAUGGACCUUGCUUCCUGCUACGUAACUACACAGACUUGAGAUGGGACAAGCGCUUUGUUGUGCCUAUGUUUUCGGCAAUACCUAGAGGGGCAGAGGUGAGUUUCCGCUUCACGACACGAUCAUCCACUUUCCCCCCUCAGACCUGGGAAUGGGAACUCAAGGUAUACCCCAAAGGCUACUCGUCUACCGCUGAGGACUUUCGCUGUGUGAUCUACUCAAAUCUCAUCCUUGACCAGCCUCGGCCUGUGGAGUAUUUGCUCUCCGUUGUAAGUAAGUCGGAACUUAUACACACAGUAUCUGGAAAAAAGAAUUUCUCGAAGACAAGGUACACGGCCGACACCGAGAUGGACAAGAAAAUUACUGUCGUCGAGCUCAACGAGUUGAACUCUCCUCUGUUGGUUGAUAAUACAUUGGUUCUACAGAUCACGCUCAAACCUGUGGAGUAGUCAUAGCAACCAUCUAGGAGGACUUACAUACAAAUAACGAAGUUAACAGGGAACACUUUUCAAUGAAUCUCUGUCUAAACUGCACAAUCUGAGGACAAAAUUACCUGUACUGUAAUGUAUAAACAUACAGGAAAUAGAAAUCUACUACAGUGAAAACUGUCUAAACAAAACAGCCAUUUUGGAAUGGGGACCAAAUGUAAUUUGUCAGAUGAAAAAUAAGUAUUUACAAAUUCCUUAUACACCCAUGCAUAGCUUCGUGUCCCUGAUAGAAUGGCAUGAAGUUUUUAAUUCAUUUAUUGUAAUUUUUUAUUUUUUUUUAUUUUUUUUAACUCAUUCAUUCCUGA
This is a messenger RNA of Mizuhopecten yessoensis (Yesso scallop), 1872 nucleotides long. RefSeq names its product BTB/POZ domain-containing protein 17-like. The record is from RefSeq and is a predicted model, not a curated record. Bases 86 to 1528 code for a protein of 480 amino acids. Lineage: Eukaryota; Metazoa; Mollusca; Bivalvia; Pectinida; Pectinidae. Gene Ontology annotation, molecular function: protein binding. The transcript is spliced from 3 exons.